Messenger RNA from Haliotis rufescens (red abalone), 8093 nucleotides. RefSeq names its product cytoplasmic dynein 1 light intermediate chain 2-like. Gene Ontology annotation, biological process: microtubule cytoskeleton organization; microtubule-based movement. The record is from RefSeq and is a predicted model, not a curated record. Gene Ontology annotation, cellular component: cytoplasmic dynein complex; centrosome. Bases 73 to 1548 code for a protein of 491 amino acids. NCBI's taxonomy places the organism in Eukaryota, Metazoa, Mollusca, Gastropoda, Lepetellida, Haliotidae. Gene Ontology annotation, molecular function: dynein heavy chain binding. The transcript is spliced from 13 exons.
GGUUGAUAUAUAUUGAACACGAGAACAUCCGAGUUGGUCCGAAGUAGCUGAUACGGGGCAUUUCGGAGCAACAUGGCGCCCAUCGGAGAAAAGGAUGACAGGAUGGGCACGUCGGUUGGGGAUGAUGGCUCAACAGAUGACUCUCAAAAUUUGUGGGCCCAUAUUUUGAGUGAGGUUCAGUCCAGCUCAGCCUCCAAGCUAUCAACAUCUAGAUCAGUAUUAGUGUUAGGUGAGAAUGACUCCGGCAAGACCACGUUGAUAGCCAAUCUUCAGGGUGUGGAAGAACCCAAGAAAGGCUCCGGCCUGGAGUACUAUUACAUUGAUGUCAAAGAUGAAUAUAGAGAUGAACAAGCCAGGCUGAACGUGUGGUGCCUGGAUGGGGACCCGAGCCACACCGGACUCCUGAAGUACGCCCUGACGGAGCAGAACUUUUCCGACACGCUGGUGUUGCUGGUGGCCAGUAUGACACACCCCUGGUCUCUCAUGGAGGCCCUGGAGAAGUGGGUCUCCAUCCUGCGAGAACACAUCGACAGACUGAAGAUACCCUCAGAGAAGAUGAGGGACUAUGAACAAAGCUUGGUUCGGUUCUUCCAGGAGUACAGCGCCCCGGAGGAGGGUCAUUCCACAUCAGCCCCACACCGGGGGGACAGCAACCCCCUCCACCCCUCCGCCUCCGCCACAGACGAGGAGAAGGUCCUCCUCCCACUCGGGGAAAGCACGCUAUCACAGAACCUAGGAAUUCCAAUAGUAGUAGUUAUAACUAAGAGUGACGCAAUCUCAACAUUGGAAAAGGAACAUGACUUCCGAGAAGAACAUUUCGAUUUCAUUCAACAGCAUAUUAGGAAGUUCUGUCUAAGUUAUGGUGCAUCGUUGUUAUACUCAUCAGUGAAGGAAGACCGGAACUGUGAAUUAUUGUACAAAUAUUUAGUACACAGAGUAUAUGGAUUCCCCUUCACAUCUCAAGCCUAUGUAGUGGAGAAGGACAGUGUCUUUGUACCAUCAGGUUGGGAUAAUGAGAAGAAAAUUAGCAUAUUAUAUGAAAAUAUGAGUAGCAUGAAGCCAGAAGAUGCAUUUGAUGAUGUCAUAGCCAAACCAGUCACGAGAAAGCCGGUGCAGAGAGACGCGGAGAUCACGGCGGAAGAUGAGCAGGUGUUCCUGAUGAAACAACAGACACAACUGAGCAAACAGCCGCAGCCCGGGACACAGGGGCCAGCAGAGGGCACCCCCCAGAGGAUGCAGCGUCCCCAGGUACAGCGGACCCCCGAGAGACAAGGGUCGUCGCCAUCCACGCCCGGCCGUGGCAAGAGCCCCAAAAAGGGGGAGGGCAAGGCACCAGCCGGAGCCACCAGCGAGGGGAUGCUGGCCAACUUUUUCAACAGUUUACUCAACAAGAAGACCGGCCAGCCCGGUGGCGGUGGUACGGGAACAGGUACGCCUCCAGUCUCAGAUAGAGUCUCGCGUGAUGCAGCGGCGGAGUUGGAGCGGAUGACGAGGGGGAAGAAGCCAGCGGAGACCAAUUCAAAUGACACAAGUGCCUCGGGAUCCUGAUUGUUGACAGACUGACUAUAUUUGGUUCCACCAUGACCGGGCAACGUAGAUGGUUUGUGUUGUCAAUCUGUGUCUCUCGUUCUCUGCCCAGUUGCUGCAAUAUCGGCUUCUCUCAUAACUGCUGCGGACACAGAUAAACAGCGUCGCCACGGACCACACAGAUCUUUGUUAUUUAUGGGCAAAGCAAAUCUACCUUGGAACCUAAGUUUGCCUCAGUCUUGUGUUAAAUGAAUGUAUUAUUAUAUGUGUACAAAAACAUAUUUCCUUGAAAUUAAAAAUUGAAGAUAUCUUGAUACUUUAAGUAAGUCCUGCUUACUGUCUACCAUUGCAAUGAUUGACUGUACAUAAAAGAUGGAUGGUGCCGUGUAUGUAUAGAUAGAUAAUCCUUUGUUACGUCCUAUUUAAGUUAUUGUGCUACAAACAAAUCAUGUAUUACACAUCCCUGACUUGGAGACCAUCAUAAGACCCCUAGUGCUAAUACUCAGUGACGAACUCAGAGAUGUGAUGGGGAGGUAGAAUGCUAUUCCAGAUACUUUUACCAAUAGGACACAGCGUAUUAUAAAGUUGGUCGACACUGUGAAGAUAAAGGAGACGGUGGCUGACAUAUUAUCAUUAUGAGUAUAAUGCCAGUGUUGUUGUUGUAUUGGCUUAUUUAUUAUCCAGUUUACAAAUUACAGAGGAUACAUCCAUGACAAUUAUCUCAUUUUAACCAUGUCUUAUGAGUAACUAUGGUAACCUCCUUCCGCUCAAUUGGUACAGCUCACAUAUUCUGCUUCUCUCAACGUCCCAUAGCAUCACAAGACAGACCUUGUCAUCUCCUGAAUAUUAUUGAGCACCAGACAGACUAACAAACAUGCUGUUAUCAGAUGUGUAAUCUCUUUUCACUUCUUUCACAGAAAUGAUGUUUUCUGUCAUAUUUUUGCUUGGCCUGGAUAACUUAAGUAAUAUGAAUUCAUCUCUUCAUUGAGUAACCUAUUCCAGUAAAAUAUUUGCUUCUCAUGAACAAACUACUAACAGGUCCUGUUCAGGCUGGUCCCACCCUACCCUGCUCUGCCCCGCCCACCCUGACCCACCUACUCUGCUGCUCUGCAUACUCUGCUCCGCCCACUCUGCCCCGACCUCUCUGCCCCGCCCACUCUGACCUACCCUGCCAGUAAUGGGCCAUGGCCAGUUGUUGGCCAACAGAUGAUGGCAGAGCUUAUUCAAUAUUACUGCCAGCAACUAUAAUUUCAAGAAGCUAUCCUGAGCAAGGCUAGGUGUCUCUGGAAUAUGGUCUGGUCGUCCGAGCUUUCAUUCCAAGUAUUUCUGUACGAAAAUGUUCUUGCAUAAAACAUCUUUUAAGAAUCCACUUAAUCUAUGUAUGCAUACAUCAUGAUUUACUGUGACAAUUGAGUGUGACUUGUGAAGCAGUGUUGAUGACAAACUGGAUUCUCUGAGCCAAUCCCCAGAUCAAUCAUCUCCCCUUAAUUCAGCUUCCCGAAUAAUUUCUACUUAAUUCUUUAUUUGCAUUAAAUUUGUAUUUAAUAUUUAAAUUCUGAAUAUUCCAUCGUAACAGACACGUAAGAGCACCUCACCCUGUACAUUCACCAUAUUAGAGAGACAACAGUGUUGUACUGUUGAAGCGACACAUAUUACCCAAAUAGGCUGCCCAGGCUGCUUGCUUUCUCUCAACCCCUGGGGCUACUGGUUGCUAGGAAACAUCUCCCUCUAGAUGAUGGAAACUGAGAAAACAUAAAUACACACCUUCAUUUACAUAUUACAAGGUUACACACUAGUAUGUUAGGCCAAGACUUGUGAAAUUCCAAUUGAACUGGCUAUUUCACAAAAAACACUUGUCCGAAAUGAACGGCAGAUUGGUUGAUUUGACCAACGGUGUCUACCCCUGUACAUGACAACCAGAGGCUCUUUCUUCUCCACUAUCAACUUGAUAGAUGCCCACCUCUCCCCUCUACUACCCUCACCCCCCACCACCACCCUCACCUCAAACCCCACCCCUCUGCUAUGGUUUUCUUGUGUAUGUAGAUAUAUGUUAAGAUGACAGACGUUGAUCUUUGUCAUGCAUUACUGCACAUGCUCCAGACAUGUGUCACACAUAUUUCCACAGCAAGACAUAUGAAGAAAUAAUCAAUGCAUGAAACGUCCUGUUAAAAAGAUGAUCAGCAGGGACCAUACAUUAUGUGUGAUGAUUAUGUCACUUGUUGUCGGCCUACCAAACAAUAUCCAAAUAAUGCGAUCUAGUCAGGUUGAAGGGGAGAGCAUAAUAAGAGUUACCUCCCUUCUGUGUAGGCAUUGAUACUGAGAGACAAAAGCAAUGGAAAGAAUUUGUGCUAGAGGCGUGUCCCCUGCUUGUCUCCCCUAGUUGAAGGUCAAGGGGGGAAUCAGGGGAACCUUCAUGUGUUCUAUGGAGGGUUUUUUGCGUUUAAGUUGACCUUGCUCUUUAAGACAUUUUUGUAUCUCUAACUUUUGGUUCAGCUUCUUGUGAAUAAAGGUUUGGGGAAUAAUUUCGUUUGAGUUGAGAUUUUUCGAUAGCAAGGUCAACUUUAACUUGUGUAGCAGACUUGUUAAUGAUUCUGAAUAAACAAAUUGACAUUUAAAGGUCAAUAUAGAGAGAUGUGUGUAUUGACAUGGUGUAUGGGUCUCUGAUCGUUUCCCUAGCCUCCAUGCAAGUGUUGUUUUGUUUGAGUCUUGUACAGUCUCUUUAUAGGUGUUCCUUGUUUUGAAUUUGAACAAAUAUAAUACAUGUACAUACAGAUGUGUCAACUAUCUAUAUUUUGCCUCGCUUAUUUACAAAUACUGCCUUUUAAUGGUUAACUUUUGAAACUAAGUGGUAAUAUGACUUAUUCAAGUAACAGCCUGUCAGUACAGUUCUGAUAUAAAUGAUGAUUUUAUGUUCAAUAUGAGAGUGGUAUGGUUUAAGGGAUAACAAGGGUUUAUUGUCAGUCUCGGAUUUCUUGCCAUUUUCCACCAGCUGUGUCUAAUAUCAACCGUUGGUGGAAUAAGAUCAAAGAUCAUGUUCCUUACGUAUUUCCUGUGUAGUUUUGCCUCAUGAAAUGUUAAAAAAAAGUAACAUAAUUGCUUUGUGCUGCCGUAUUCGCCAUAUUAGGGGUUGUGCUAAAAUUGGCACUCACUGACCAAGUUCUAGAUAUUUUGUAAAUAUUCUCUAUGAGCACACCCUACAAAGACUGAGAAUUUACAUGCCAUGGCAUAUUGCUUGUGUAUGUCACAGAGAUUUUUCUUAUUAUUUACAGAAAACGGAACAGGUAUAUAAGUGCUUAGUAACUAGUAUGGAAGGGUUUUUAGAUUCAUUGAUACUGUUCCCAACCGCUCGAUCUCUGGAAGGGCGGUGGGGUAGCCUUGUGAUUAAAGCGUUUGCUCGUCAAGCCGAAUACCGGGGUUCGAUUCCUUUAACGAGUACAAUGUGUUAAGCUCAUUUCUGGUGUCCCUCGCCAUGAUAUUGCUGGAAUAUUGCUAAAAGUGGCGUAAAACAAUACUCUCUCACUCUCACUCGAUCUCUGAAAAUAUAUUUUACUCAUUGUUUUUGGUUUUAAUAAGCACCCGCUUUGUCACUCAUUACGGCACUUAUUACAGUGAAUACGGUAGGCAUAUUUUCACCACAGGACACUACAUUUGAUUGGUGGAGAUUAAGUAUGAUUAUGAUUAUUAUCAUUACUGAAGUUGUCUUUGUCUGGACUAAUCACCAAAUAUUGGCCUGUAACAGUGAGAUUGUGGAUUAUAUGUGCAAUGUUGAAUGAAGCAUUAACAUACUUUUGGAAUUAUUGUACAUAUGUAUUUUUGUCAUAAACUUAAAUUAAUUGGGAUAUUUGCUAUGAUUACUGCACGUUAUUAUUGCCAGAUUUUGCUCCCAUCAGUUUAGAUUGUUUGCACCAGCAAGCAUUGUCUCCCUGCAGCCUACUCCUGGAAAAUGCUUGUCACGAAGUACAACAGAUUGACCCUUUGUCCUGCGGUGAGACGGUUUCGUUGACCCCAUGGCCUAUGAACCUUGACCUAUGAAGCUUAACCAUAGGUCCGCCAAUAUAGAUGGCAUUAUGUGCAAUGUGUAUUUGUAAGUCUUGAGAUGUGUUUAUGACUUUGUUAUGUUCCUGUUUUUGUUGGCUUAUAUUUAGUAUGCAAGACCGAGAUCAACCUGACCACACAUAAAUUUACGGUGCUCAUUUCCAUGGUAACCAACCACGAUGUCACAUACUACUACAUCCUAAGGGUUUCCAGCAAGUUUAUCUGACAGUUGUUAUCUGACCUUUGAUUUUCUAGCAAAACGAUAACCAGUUUGUACAAAUAAGAUUUCUCUUGCUGAUAUUUUGCUGAACACUGUAGAUACAGAACAUGAUGGCACACAAUAGAUACGUCUCAAAGGCUUUUUCAUGAAUAAAUAACCUGAUUUUCGCUCAAGUCUGUAAUCAACAUCGGGCCACACUUUUGUAUUGAAUGGGAUACAGAUUUUUACUGACUAUUUAGCUUCACUUGAUUGGGAGGAGGUGUAAAUUGGGGCUGCUUUGAAAAAAAUACUUCGAUUUGGCAUGAAGUUGUCAGUCUAAUGAGAAAAUAAAAUGCUGAUAUUGUUUAAAGUGCAGAAUGUUUAGUAUUUUUACAAUGUAAAUAUAUUCGCUUCUGAGCAGGAUUUGUCCUCUUUAGAAGACGUUGGCAGUUGCCAGAGACUGAAAACAUUGCAUUUAUUAUUCAAUAAGUAGACAGCUACUCUGAUUUUGUAUUCAUUUUGUAGUUGUUUAUUCUCUUCUCAUCUUCAAUGAUGGGUGGUCAGGCUAAUAAAAAUAUGAAAUAUUUUUGUUUGAUUUUGUGAUUGUAAAUUUUGAGUCCAGUCAGUUGAAUCCGUACAUCAAAAACAAUAUGAAAGUGUCGCCUUUCAUUACUGUAGAACUGCCAUGAAUUGAUAGUGCUCAGUAUAGGUGUUAUAUAAUGAACAGUUUACUAGGUGUUAUGUCAGUAGUCGUAUGGUAAUUUAUUCUCUAUAAUAAUGGGCUUAUAUCAAUUAUGUAUUCCGUAUGGCAUUUAAUUCAGGUAUGAUUAUACUCCAACCUUGCAUGCCCAGCUGCCAAUGAAGGGACUGUUUAGUGAUCCCCAAUCAUGCUGCUAGGUGUAUAACAAAUUAUUCAGCAGUGGUCUUGUCAGGUGUAGAGGAAAGUGAUUCAUCCAGACCUAUUGUGGUUUGUUUACAAUAUUUGGAAUUUCCACAACCAGUAGAUAAGUAUGCAAUCAAAUACAAAUAUUUUUGACUACUGACAUAUAGGAAUUUUGUAAAUAAUUACGAAACAAUAGUCAAGUUGUGCCUUUUCAUUAGAAAGUUUUUUCGUAUUUAAGAUUUUUAAUAGUUGAGUCUGCCCUCCUGUGUCUACUAGAAGCCAUCACUGGGUGUAGACAGGACCUGAUCAAGGGCGGCCUUGGGAAUUUGCUUCAUCUGCUGUGUUUCCUUCGAUGUUUCCAUUAACAUAAUUAAAAACACAGAUAAAUAUUGGAUUUUAUCAGGCAAAACAGUUUCCUUUGAUUUUUUAUAUAUAUUUUUUACAUUUCAAAAUCAUUUCUUGCUUUAAAAAAUGGUUUAAAGACAGUUUUGAAUCCAUUUCUUAUGCCCGCAUUCUCCUGGUUGAAUGUAGAGAGGUGUAGGAGUACAGCUGUUUUCCCCUCACUUCGCGAUGCCUCUGUGAAGCAAUCUGGUCGAUGGUCUUUACUACACCUGGCUCCAGGUACUCCUUCCUGCUGCAUUUAGUACGAUUAUUUAUUGUGAUUUUAUUAUGAUAUAUAUCAUCAGGCGCUAUACUGAUUAAUAGCUGUGAACCGAAUCUUGUGUAUGUGCUUGCUCUAUUUUCUGAAUGGUGGCGAGAACUAGCAGAGUGGUCAUUAGAUUUCCAAAGUCAGGUCAAGUGUUUCUAAGUUGAUAAAUUAAAACCAGCUGAUAAUUUGUUAAAAUGAUGCAUGUCAUACCAGUAUUCCUCUUGUUAAAUCAACAUUGUUAAGUAUGACUUCACUUUGCUAGUGGCAAGUAUUUGUGUGGGCCAUUGUUAGCAAUAACAUGUGCAGCUGCAUGACUGGGUUCAUCUGUUCAGCUGCAAGGCUGGGUUUCACAUGUGCAGCUGCAUGGCUGUGAUUCACAUGUGCAGCUGCAAGGCUGGGUUUCACAUGUGCAGCUGUAAUCCUGGGUCUCACAAUUGCAGCUGUAAUCUUGGGUCUCACAUUUGCAGCUGUAAUCCUGGUUCUCACAUGUGCAGCUGCAAGGCUGGGUUUCACAUGCUGGGUGUGAUCAGUUAAUAGACACAGAACAUGCAGUGAGGUUUGUGUGGUAAUCACAAUAGCUAGACAAGAGGAUCUUGUGAAAGUUAACAACUAGUCUGAUUUGAUUGAUAGCUCAGUACUCAACAUACCCUUUCUACCAUGCUGUGUAUAAUAUUUGUGAUACUGCUUCUGUAAAUGCCCCUUCCCGGCAAGUUCUGACUCUCAGAGUUCUGCGUAGGACUGUAGUUCCAAUGGGAUAGGGAAAUCUUAUGUUUACUUGAAAUAAAACUUAUCAUCGCACA